Fusarium poae is the source of this 537-nucleotide messenger RNA. RefSeq lists its product as uncharacterized. The coding region runs from base 1 to 537 and encodes 178 amino acids. The transcript has a single exon. NCBI's taxonomy places the organism in Eukaryota, Fungi, Ascomycota, Sordariomycetes, Hypocreales, Nectriaceae. The record is from RefSeq and is a predicted model, not a curated record.
AUGCGUUCAGCCAUCAUCAUUGCUGUCGGGGCCACCCUCGCUGCCGCUUCUAGCCCUGUCCAAAAGCGCGAUGCCAAAGAAUGUGCAUCACUCGCUCAAGACUUCCUCCCCAAGUUGACCGAUCUUCCCACCCCUGAGGGAUCGGUUCUAAGCUUCAUUGCCAGCAAGACUGAGCUCGCCACCUUCACCAACAGUUGCGAAUUCCCCCACGUCACCGGCACUAUGACCAAGGAGUACUCUUCCUACGUCGAAAAGCUCAGCUCUUGGUACAAGGACCAAGUUAGCGACGUUUCUGAACUCAUGGCGGCUUGUUCCGAUGUCCCUGAAGUCAAGUCGGAGCUUGACAAGCUAAAGGAAAACGGCGCUCUUUGCAGCGAACUUUCCUGGGCAAAGGAGACUGGCUCUGCUUCCAGCAGUUCCGACGACAAGAAGGACGAUGACAGCAAGAAGGAUGAGGACAAUGCCGCCGGUCUCAACACCAUGGCAGCCGGUGUCGUCGUUGCCGUCGCUGGCAUCGCUGGUGUCAUGAUGCUUUAA